Molecule: messenger RNA, 5069 nt
Organism: Siniperca chuatsi (mandarin fish)
Lineage: Eukaryota; Metazoa; Chordata; Actinopteri; Centrarchiformes; Sinipercidae
Gene: flvcr1
Product: FLVCR heme transporter 1
Exons: 11
Coding region: 375-2033 (552 amino acids)
Biological process (GO): mitochondrial transport; erythrocyte differentiation; heme export
Cellular component (GO): mitochondrion; membrane
Molecular function (GO): heme transmembrane transporter activity; heme binding
Source: RefSeq, a predicted model, not a curated record
CUUGUUAAUUACGUACAUUUAAUAAUAAUUCUUAUUUUUAUUAGUGCAAGACUAUAGCUUUUAUUUCACUUUACAAGCUGUUGCAUCAUGGGAUCUCAGCUUCCACAUGGUCACGAUUACAAUUCACACAUACACCCGGGUAUAGGCUACAGCUCUAGCUGCUCUACUAUUGGCUCCUCGGCAUCGGAAGGCCGUGUGUCAGCGUCGGCUGAACAAAAGAUAUAGAGAGAGGCAGAGACGCACAGGUCGGGCAGACUGGCAGCGCACCGGCUCAGAGAAGCCGGAGAAGAGAGACGAGAAAACGGGGUUUUGUAAUGAGUGUCACAUCUCGACUCAGCAGCGAGUAGAAGACAAAGUAUCAAACUAGAAGCAUCAUGGUUGCCGGCGAGCUCGUGCAGGAGCAUCUGCGCGCGGAUACUGGCGCACCUGACGACAUCACGAUCGGCAGGAAGACUUCCGAGCUGGAGGGUGCAGCGGAGCGAUGCGCGGGUUCGACCUACGGAGCGGCGCCGACGUGCGGGACUGGGGAGACAGACACCGAGCGGGCGCUGGAGCAGGAGAAGGAGGUGCCGCCGGAUGAAAGAGAGGCGAUGCUGCCCAACGGAGGAGAGGCGGAGGAGAAGGAAGGGACGAAGUUAGAGACGAGACUGUACCGGCGCCGGUUCGCCGUGCUGACGGUUUUCAGCCUCUCCUCCUUGGUGAACGCCUUCCAGUGGAUCCAGUACAGCAUCAUCACCAACGUGUUCACCCAGUACUACGGGGUGACUAACGACAAGGUGGACUGGCUCUCCAUAGUUUACAUGGUCGUCUACGUGCCGCUCAUCUUCCCGGCCACUUGGCUGCUGGACCGGAAGGGUCUGCGGCUGACGGCCCUGCUGGGCGCCGGCCUCAACUGCGCCGGCGCCUGGCUCAAGUGCGCCAGCGUGAGCCCCGAGCUGUUCGGAGUCACCGUCACCGCGCAGGUCAUCUGCUCCGUGGCGCAGGUGUUCAUCCUCGGCCUGCCGUCCCGCAUCGCCUCGGUGUGGUUCGGACCCCGGGAGGUUUCUACCGCGUGCGCCACGGCCGUGCUCGGGAACCAGUUGGGAACAGCCAUAGGCUUCCUGUUGCCUCCAGUUUUGGUUCCCAACACACCCGACGACGUUAAUCGGACGGGUCACAACAUCAGUAUCAUGUUCUACGGCACUGCUGCUGUCUCCACGGCCCUCUUCAUCCUCACAGUUAUAGUCAUAAAGGACCGCCCUCUCCUCCCUCCCAGUCAUGCCCAGGCCGUCCUACCAGACUCUCCUCCUGAAGAUUACUCCUACAAACAGUCCAUCUUCAACCUGAUAAAGAAUAAAGCAUUCGUCCUCCUGCUCAUCAGCUACGGUAUAAUGACUGGUUCCUUCUACUCAGUCUCAACACUUCUCAACCAGAUGAUCUUGGCCUGCUAUGAGAAACAGGAGUUGAAUGCUGGGAGAAUUGGUUUGACUCUGGUUGUUGCUGGAAUGGUCGGCUCCAUCCUCUGCGGCCUGUGGCUGGACCACACAAAGACAUACAAGAUGACGACUCUGAUCGUGUACAGCCUGUCGUUUCUGGGCAUGGUGGUCUUCACCUUCACUCUGAACCUCAACAACAUCUACCUGGUCUUCUUCACUGCUGGAGUCCUGGGGUUCUUCAUGACGGGUUACCUGCCCCUGGGCUUUGAGUUUGGGGUGGAGAUCACAUACCCAGAGUCUGAAGGAACAUCGUCAGGACUUCUCAAUGCUUUUGCUCAGAUAUUUGGGAUCAUUUUCACUCUGAUUCAGGGCAAACUGACCACAGACCACAAUCCACUGGCUGGAAAUCUCUUCCUCUGCGCCUGGAUCUUCCUGGGAAUACUGCUCACUGCCUUAAUUAAGUCAGAACUGAAAAGACACAACGUCAACAUGGGAGCAGACAGCAACCACCUGCAAGCAAUUCCUACUGAGUGUCCUGGUGACUGCCCUUCAGAAAAGAAAACCAACGGAGUCAAGCUGGAACCCUCGAUCAGCUUCUCCCAUGAAACCUCACUGUGACCCUGCCAAGUCACUGGAUCGCAGGACAACUAAGAAGGUCUCCCUGCUGCCCUGGGAUACAUGUUGGCACCACACUCUAUGUGAAGUACCUAAAGGUGCACUUGAUUUUUAUUGCCAAGCAUAAUGUCCUCGAUAAUUGGUUCGCUGGAGGCUCUGGGUGAGCCUCCAGCUUAAUCAAGCACAGCCACAAUCUACUGUGGAUUCAAGCCAGGUGGGUGACCAACAAGGCACAGAGAAAGUUGGUCAACGCUCCCCCCAAGCUGUUUGACUCCUUCAGAGCUCCUCUGCAGUAGGUCCCUCGUGCUCACAAACACUUGCAUAGAAGAAGCAUUACCUCCAAUUGACAGAACGUUUCAUCCUGGAAAGGUCAUUGGCGAUUGGAAAACAGAGUAUGCAAGCAAUGACAUGCAGAAGAAGCUCCACUGCACUUUAUUUGUAUUGUAGGUCAAUCAUGGCACUUGAAAAUCCAGUUUCAAAGGAAAACUGGCUGGUAAAACAAGCUUCCAAUUCCUAGAUCACCAUCACAAAGUUUGCUGUUCUCUAAAUUCUUGAUGGAUCAUAACAGCAUGGGAAGUUCUUUAUUUGGAGUGUCUGGGAGGAAGAACUAGAGAGCCAUUCUGUUUGGUUUUGUACUGCAGCUACUGCACAGGGCCAACGUUUCCUGAGUUUACUUGAAUUAUGCCUUCAUGCUCUGGACUGAAGCUGUGAAGCACAUGUAAAUGUUGUUAAUAUUGCUUCAUUUGAUUUCUUCUUUACUUACGACACUUGUUAUGAUGAUUAUUGAAGAUGACGGCACAUCUGAAAUUUGUUUUGAAUAACGAUAGUCGGCAUAAAUUAUGCUUAUUUUCCUACAAUGCUGCGCGCAUAUUAGACAGGAGAAGCAGAAUCAAAUUAUUUUGCAUGGUUUGUUUUAGUCGGCAUAAUAGUGGGCGGACUUUGUCACAAAUGAUAUGACAGUAAGUCCAAGGAGGUCUAGACUUUUACAAGUACAUGAAAGUAAACGCAGCUCACUCAACUGACACUGUCUAAAAUCAUGUGGGAAUCCUCACAGGUGUUUAUUUACAGCUUCUCUUUUUGACACAGGUUACUGUAUUUGUGAAUGUGCUUUUUAUUUGCUGGGAUCCAUAAAUAGGUGGAGUUAAGUUCUUACAUUGUGACUGACUGCGCCUACCUGGUACAGCAAAAAAAAAAGCUCAGUAAACGCAGGAUAACAAGUCAGUUCUUUCAUGACAAAUGACUGAGGCAAGGAGGAAGGGGAAGGUAAGUAGAGGCCAUUUACAACAGUUUACUUGCUGUGAAGGGCUCCUGACAUAACUGAUACCAAGAAUCAAAACACUAUGCUUAUGAUUCAUGUAAUUGUAAAUGUAAAAGUAAUUCUAUUCAUUUAAGGUCCAGUGUGUAGGAUUUAGUGGCAUCUAGCGGUGAAAUUGCAGUUUGCAACCAUUGGAAUACCGCUCGCCUCACCCUCCCCUUCCAAGCAUGUAGGAGAAACUACAGUGGCCACAAAACUUGAAAAAAAUGCAAACAGCCCUAUCUAGUGCCAAUGUUUGGUUUGUCCGUUCUGGGCUGCUGUAGAAACAUGGCGGUGCAACAUGGCGACCUUCAUGGUGCUCCGGGCUUUGAAGCCAAUUUGACAUAGUGGCCAAACCAUGGAAUUACAUUUUUGGGUCCGUCACAUGAUGCACACUGGUCCAAUAGGCUUACAAGAAGCGGCUGUAAAACGAUGGAUAAAUUUUUUUGAGUGUCACAACUCCCGCGAAAUGACUCGUUUUACUAUCAGAAUUUGCUCCAUUUGGUCCGAUCAUUUGGAAAGUCCAGAAGAGCCGCAUGAUUAAAUCAUUUUAUCCUCAUUCAAGUUAGUGGGGGGCUAAACCGGAAGUUAGCCGGCUUGGCCGGCAGAGUCUCUAGUGUGCUUGUUCUAUGGGCCACACACAUGUGGAAGAUCUGGGUGAAAUGAACAGGGUCCCGCCUUCGACGCUGUAUCCAGUUCUCUUUAUACAUCCAUGGGACCCGCUCCCUAUGUAGAUAAAAACUGUUUAUUCUAAGGGAAUGAAAACAUACUGAAUGAAAACAUACUUAUAAAUAUUAUAUUCCAUUUCUGCCAAUAGCUCCUCCUAAAUGUUACACACUGAACCUGUAAUUUAUUAUAAGUCCAAAUCUUAAUGUGAAAAAGUUGCCAUCACAAUAAGUUCCAGCAAACGGUUCUGUAAGGUCUUGAUGGAGAGAAGUUAAACUUGUUUUGAUGACACCAUCACUGGGCUCUAAUAGGGUUAAAGGAGAUUAUGACAGAGAAAUUACUAUCUGCUGUAGUAAAAUAGAAUAUGUAUGGAAAACAUGCCUGGCUUGUACAAUGGCUUACCGACAACACAACAGUGUUGCAGUGUUUUCCUACACAAACCACAAUGGACCAAACUGAAUGUGCACAAAAAGAAACACACGCACAACUUCAAGUUUUAUACUCAAAUGCAUGAUUUCAAAUGUGUUUUUAAUGUUGACUCCUGUCCGUUAUUACACUGAGUCUGUAUGUCACAGCUCACUCAAGCUGGUGUUUGUGAGAUGUGCAGACAUGACAGAGGAAUAGCGCCAUCUUGUGGGGUUUUCUACAGUAGUAACAAAGCAAGCAGAGUGGACAGGAGAAGCACAAAAGUGUUCAGUUAUUUCCAUAAAAGAAAAAGAUACUAAUUUAUUUUCAGAUCCAUCUCUUCAUUUGAUUUUUGUUGUAUAAAAGUUUGUCUUGUAGAAGGAAUUCUGGUUUUUGUAGCUUUCUUUACCCAUUUAUAACUUAAAGUAUACUUUUUUACUUAGUGUGAAUGUAUGUUGCCAACUUUUACAGUUUUAAAAUUGACACCCUGCCUACACUGGAUGUGUUUUAAGUUGUUUAUUUGAUGUUCAUCUGGCAGAACAGAUAAGCAUUUUUUUUAGGCUUAAAGUCAAAUUUAUAAGUACAUUUUUUUUGUAGAUGAUUUUUUUUUUAUUUAAAAUAAAAAAAAACUAUAAACAGCCAGCGUAGAAAAGGUUUCAAUCAUAGUCAUCUGG